GUGGGCUGCAGAAUGGCGGAGUGAGAGAGAGUCUACAUUGGCACCCCAUUUUAGGGUUUGGGGUCUGGGCUCUCAGUUGCGAAGGAAGGAUUGCCGGGACGGGACCCUCACCACCAAUUUUGCAGCUUCAGGGAGGGAGUGUAGCUAGGGAGGAACAAAAUCAUGGUGGAUUGUUAUCCGCGGACGCCUAUCGCAAUCGCAAAAGCCGUGCUCUGGGUAUUGACAGGUGUGGCGUGUUUCGAAGUGGGGCGACAGCUCUCCUGGGAAAACGUCGAGUCCCAAGCCACUCGCACGCAGGCUCGUGAUGCAUACUUUGUGCAGAAGCUGAAGUUUCGCAAGUCCGGGGGGCAGGAGGAGUUUUAAUCCAGGGUUUUGUGUUCGCGGGAGUGGAGGUUUUGCUUGGAGGAUGGAAGAGGAGAAAGUAGAGCAGGCAGUGUUGGCCUACCUGAAGAGCAAGGGUUAUCGGCAGGCUGAGCUUGCGUUUCAUGAUGAGCAGCAGCGGCUUCGUCACAGUGGCUCACAGACCUCGGACACUGCUAUAGACUCCAGCAUUGCCAACCCUAUCCUGUUUUAUGCUAAAUCAGAUAACGAUCCGAAUAGGUACAAGGAAGGCUACAGUAAGCUUCGGUCGUGGGUUUAUCAGUCGUUGGAUAGUUAUAAGAACGAGCUUCUGCGGAUACUGUAUCCUGUGUUUGCGCACUGCUACAUUGACCUUGUGGGAAAAGGAUUCACUCAGGAGGCGCGAGACUUUUUGCAGAGGUUCAGAGAGGAUCACGAAGCUUCCCACGUUCGAGAUAUUCAGAAACUGGAAGGUGUGUUGUCUCCCCAGCAUCUGCAUGAGUCAGAACUUGUGCUAACUCUGAGGAACAACAAACAAAGCGUGAAGAUGUGUCAGUAUUCUUUUGAAUUGUUGCUACAAUAUUUGCACGGUACGGAUAGCAUGCUUAUGCUGGGCAUCGUCAAUGAGCAUUUGAACAUUCACGUUUUGCCUGGUCCACCGUCGGCUCUGCCCAAAGACGAUGAAGUCGUUGCACAAGGGACCCUUGACUAUUUGAAUCAGAAGGAGAUCCGCUGGGGAGCGCUUGAGGAUUCGUUAGAAGAUAAAUUUGAAAAGCAUAAUGCCGCAGCACUUCUUGAGAAAGAUAUGGCCGGGAAGAAAGAUGGCGAGGGGGAGGAUAACAAGGCAAAAGUUGAUGGAAAGGCUGGAGGACCUAGCAAUAAAAAGGCCAAGAAGGAUAAAGCUAGCACAGCUGGUCCUGGGACAACUGCUAAGUCUGCAGGCCCUGGUAGUGCUCCUCGUGUGAAAGCUGAGCUUCCUAUGCCCACCAUGUCGGAGGAGGCGGAGAAACAAGUAAUGGAGGAUUUUCGGAAACGUGCUCGUCUGGGUAGUAAUGCCCUGCCGUCCGUGAGCUUCUAUAGCUUCAUUAACACUCACAAUAGUCUCAACUGUGCGUCCAUUUCUAGCGAUGGUGCAUUAGUCGCCGGAGGGUUUUCCGAUUCAUCGGUUAAGGUUUGGGACAUGGCGAAGCUCGGGGAGCAGAAAACCAUCGCAGGGAGUGUUACACAGGACAAACCUCCCACCAAUGGUUUCACAGAGACUAGAGAGACUGCGCUUGAAGGUUCCAAAUCGUCCUAUGCACUCCUUCAGGGUCAUGCAGGACCCGUAUAUGCCGCCAGUUUCAGCCCAGAUAGUGAAUUUUUGCUCACUUCAUCUGCUGAUUGCACCGUGAGACUAUGGAGCAUGAGGUUGAAAACCAAUUUGAUGGGGUAUAAAGGUCAUAAUUUUCCAGUUUGGGACGUCCAGUACAGUCCCGUUGGCCAUUAUUUUGCUACAGCUUCGCAUGAUCGGACAGCGCGCAUCUGGUGUAUGGAGCGAAUGCAGCCACUCCGCAUUUUAGUUGGCCACAUGUCUGAUGUUGAUUGCUUACAAUGGCACGUCAAUUGUAACUACGUUGCGACUGGAGGCACCGACAACACAGUGCGGCUGUGGGAUGUUCAGACUGGAGAAUGUUUGCGUGUCUUUAAUGGACAUUGUGGUACUGUCUUGUCUUUGGCAAUGUCUAGCGAUGGUCGUUACAUGGCCUCAGGAGACGACCGUGGUGCAAUAUUCAUGUGGGAUCUUGGGUCUGGCCAAUGUGUGGCUCCUUUGAUGGGACACACUAGCUGUGUUUGGACCUUGGCCUUCAGCGGCGAGGGUUCACUGCUGGCUUCGGGCUCUGCAGAUAACACGGUUCGGUUGUGGGAUGUGAACGCCAGCAGCAAAGGUUCUCGCUCUGAAGAAAAGCUUAGUGCAACGAGGCAUCUUCGCCUCCUGAAAACUCUUCCAACCAAAUCGACCCCAGUCUAUGCACUCAAGUUUUCCAGGACAAAUUUAUUGCUAGCUGCCGGAGCUUUCAGCCCUUCGCAAUCAGCGAAAGCAACGACCUGAAAUACUCAGCAGUUCAACUUCAGCUGAAAGCAAUACACGCAGUGGAUGCAAUGCGUGAGACACUAAUCCCAUGUAUAGGUGGAGAUGCUUACCUGUGUUCGGUGAAGCCAUUCACUAAGUCAUUCAAUUUGUUGGUCGAAUUAAUGAAUUAUCUGAUGCACCACAGAUGUUCCUUCUUGCGAGUUCACUGUGGUUUUGGUUAUUGAGUCGAGAAGAAACGAUGUUGAUGCUGGUAGUAAAAAGUACGUGAUGCCUAGGUAAUUCACAUACAGAUGUGUCACUGACGUAGCAUUCCUUGCCUGAUGCUUCACAUUUUAACCAGUCCUGGCUGCAACUUUGUUUUGAAUGCUUACUGGAAUGAAAGGUAGAUUCUCAAACUUGGUACUGAAUUGAAUACUAGAAGAAUUUUUUGAAGAAAUGAUCUAAGAUUGUACGAUAGAGGUCUUCACUCUUGUUUCAGACACAACAAUUCAAUAGCAUCUUCAAUGUUGGAACCA
This is a messenger RNA of Physcomitrium patens, 2925 nucleotides long. RefSeq names its product transcription initiation factor TFIID subunit 5. Gene Ontology annotation, biological process: transcription initiation at RNA polymerase II promoter. Gene Ontology annotation, cellular component: transcription factor TFIID complex. Gene Ontology annotation, molecular function: RNA polymerase II general transcription initiation factor activity; protein binding. The record is from RefSeq and is a predicted model, not a curated record. NCBI's taxonomy places the organism in Eukaryota, Viridiplantae, Streptophyta, Bryopsida, Funariales, Funariaceae.